This is a messenger RNA of Neodiprion fabricii, 7638 nucleotides long. RefSeq names its product diacylglycerol kinase eta. Gene Ontology annotation, molecular function: ATP-dependent diacylglycerol kinase activity; protein binding. Gene Ontology annotation, biological process: lipid phosphorylation; diacylglycerol metabolic process; intracellular signal transduction. The transcript is spliced from 24 exons. Lineage: Eukaryota; Metazoa; Arthropoda; Insecta; Hymenoptera; Diprionidae. The record is from RefSeq and is a predicted model, not a curated record. Bases 1474 to 6264 code for a protein of 1596 amino acids.
AGAAAGAGAGUAGCGGCGGUCAAGGGGCCGUCUCUCCGCCGCUGCGUCGGCACUCGAGAUAUCUUGGCUGUCGCGAUCCCGCCGCGAAACCUGUAACACGUCGCACGCACCGCGGUCAACCGACAGACGCGAGUUUUGUUGCACUUGGGGGUAUCAACGAAUUGCAACGAACCAGCCGACUACCCGAUUCGUCUGGCCCAGCCACCGCUGCGUGUCUUAAUCUCAACCCCAUAAUAAUUCAUGAUAUACCCUCACUGUAUUUACGUGUAUACGUCGCGUUAAACCUGCGCAGAUAUCGCCUCGUGCGGAGAUAAACAUAUAAAAUAAAUCUUAAAUUUCCAAACUCAUUAAUUGAUAAUCGACUCUUUUCUUGUUCUACCACCGUAAUUGAAAACAAAAGAAAAAAACAACAACAAAAUAAAACAAUAAACAAACUAUAUUUAUAGAACUAAUGUUAUAGAUUAUCACAAUUCUAGUAUAACGGCACACAGCUAAUUAUCUAUCGUUAGUUAUGAAGCUUGUAAAAAUGGGAACAAACGUCUGUAAGAAACGAGUACUUAACCAAGCAUACUAAUAACGUCUACAAACUUACGUUAAUACGAUAUAUGUAUAUACAUACAAUAUAAUACCACACACAUUGAUGUGUGUACGAUCAUCGACGAUUGACAAUCAAAUUCUUUCCUCUUCAUAUAUACGAAAAACCAAAUGUAUACAAAUACAUAAAUUAAUGAUAAUUUUUUUCACAGACUUUUUUAACGUCAUAUUUCGGUAUAUUUUUGUUCGAACUUUAAAUUUGUCUACUUCCUCAUCGUCUUUGGGUAUAAUAAAUGGUGAUUAUGAACUACUGAAGGCCGUGCGAUAAACGUAUAUAAUCGUAACAGUUUUACCGAUUAAAGUACGCAACGGAAAGGGGAAAAAAUCACGAGUUGAUAAGGGAUAGCUUUAGAUCGUUUUAUUUAAUUUCGAUGCUCGGUUUCUAUGUUAUUCGAUAUGCACAAAACUUCUUCGGAGUAAAAAUUAUUUUCAUGUAAUAAGCCUUACAAUGUUGGUAAUAAGUAAAAUAAUGAAUAAUCAUUGAGAGGCAUUGAAGAAAAUUAAUUAAACUGUGUAUAUUAUACUUGGGAACGCGGUUCAAUAACUAAAAUGAUUAAUAAUAAUUAAUGGUAAUAUUGAUAGUAACGACGAAUGUAAGCAUUCCACUCGACAAUCACUUGAAGGGUCUUUACAUCUAAUAUAGGUAUAUCUAUAAUAAUAGCAGAGUAAUAAUAAUUAUAACUGCAAUAAUAAUAAGUCGAAUUUAUGCUGCGCGUGUCCAAAAAUAAAUUGAACUUAAAACGCGGAACAUUAAUCGAUGAAAGCCGAAAAAAUAUUUGUAACUUGUAAUCCAGGAGUGUAAUAAUAACGAUAAACAUACUAGAACACAUAUUUCAUAAAUUUUGACAACGAGCAUUCCGAAUAAGACUCGGCUCUUAUAUGGCUGGCAUAUUUGACGAGAUUGAACUGACCGAUCUGACGUUCGCGGAAUGCAGCAUUAAGAACGCGAACCACAGUUUUCAGGUGAUCACACCGUUCAGAUCCUUGGUUCUCUGUGGCGAGAGCAGACGAGAGAUGGAGGAGUGGUUGAGCGCUCUGCGAGCAGCCGGCGAGGGCAGAUCGCAGAGCGGUGAGCCGGGUCCUGCCGAAUUGCUGGGAGGGAAUCACCAUUGGUACGCAACCAGUCACGCAAGACCGACGUACUGCAACGUCUGCAGAGAUGCACUCUACGGCGUCACGUCACACGGUCUCAGCUGCGAAGUGUGUAAGUGCAAGGUGCACAAGAGAUGCGCCGCAAAAGCGAUCAACAACUGCAAAUGGACGACACUCGCUUCCAUCGGAAAAGAUAUUAUCGAGGAUGAGGAUGGGAAUAUCACAAUGCCUCAUCAGUGGAUGGAGGGAAACCUACCUGUUUCGUCGAAGUGUUUUGUGUGCGAUAAGACCUGUGGCUCAGUUCUCAGGCUUCAAGACUGGCGAUGUCUCUGGUGCAGAGCGACGGUCCACACUGCCUGUCGACCCGCCAUUUCUAUACGAUGUCCGCUGGGGCCUGCCAAAGUCAGUGUCGUGCCGCCGACGUCACUGCACAGCAUUGGAAGCGACGAAGCUUGGGAGGCGGUGAGACCAACGGGCUGCAGUCCGCUCCUCGUUUUUGUGAACAGUAAAUCCGGUGACAAUCAGGGAGUGAAGUUUCUCCGGAGGUUCAAGCAGCUGCUCAACCCGGCGCAAGUCUUUGAUCUCAUCAAUGGUGGACCUGGACUUGGGCUGAGGCUCUUUCGACACUUCGAUCCAUUCCGAAUCCUCGUCUGCAGCGGCGAUGGUUCGGUGGGUUGGGUUCUAUCCGAAAUUGAUCGCUUAGGGAUGCACCCGAAACAAUGUCAGGUUGGCGUUCUCCCUUUGGGCACCGGCAACGAUUUGGCGCGAGUGCUGGGCUGGGGGGCGUCAUGCGACGAUGAUACACACCUACCCCAGCUGCUGGAGAAGUACGAAAAAGCAAGUACCAAGAUGCUCGAUCGUUGGAGUAUAAUGACUUUUGAGCGAAGCAUCUCGUUGCCGGGGCCAAAGAUGUCGCCGAGUCCGACGGACCUGGCACUGAACACGACCAUCGCCCAGCAGUACGAAGACAGUGUCAUCACCCACAUAACGAACAUCCUUCAGUCUGAUCAGGACAACGUCGUUUUAUCAAGCGCAAAGGUUCUGUGCGAAACGGUGAAGGAUUUCGUGGUGCGAAUAUCGGAGGCCAGUCAGAACACAGGAGACCAGCAGCUGGGCGAGAAGUGCAACGUACUCCAGCAGAAACUCGAUCUCCUGCUGCAGACGUUAGACAAGGAGGAAAGUUACUUUUCUGAUAACAACGAAGAUGACGCUGCGUCCCAGGUGACUCUGACAUUGCAGAGCCCACUGCCUGUUGACGGCCAGGAGAAAGGAGCUUUGGAGAAGCCUGAAAAAGAUAUCACCAAUUUGAAAAGGAUCAGGAAGCGGAGACGGUUCAUCGAGCGAGAGACCGUCACGUCCAGAGCGAACAGCCUGAAGCGAGCUGUAAGACGGUUGGUCGAGCAUACGGAGCUUGUCGUAGACGAGCAGAACAGUUCGUCAUCGGACCAUCUGGCAAGCAAAACCCCUAACAUAACGAUAACGUACGAUGACACGUCAGCAGUAGAUGAAAAACGAGAGAAACGAGACCACCUCGAUAUUCCUGGACUUCGACCGAACAACGUCGAGCUUCUCAGUGUCAUGCCAACCAUCGACUCUGCCAGCAGCACUGAACCCUCUCCCUGCGCGAGCCCAACGCCCAAUCUCAUCUCGCUCAGCCCGAUGCCAGAUCUGAGACGGGACUCUCAGGCCGAGGAAAUGCUUACAUUGCCUGCGCCGGACGGCUUUGCUGACAGCAGGAGAAACAGCUCAAACUUACCUCAGGGCGUGUUCAGCUUCGAAGUGCCGAGUAUAGACGUAACAGCGAUGAAUCUGCAAACAAACGAUGCAGAGCGUGGAUCCAAUGGGGACGAAGUUGGACAGCCUGAGACCCCGUCCGACAUCCAAGUGACGGUCACAAGCACAACGCUCGAUACGAGUUCGCCAUCGGACGACACGACGAUACAGGACACGAUGAUAUCGCCGGACACAGACUCACCGAACUCGAGAAAUGCAUCGCCCGAUGAAGGUGUCAAUCUCAGGAAAUUCGAUCGCGAGGGGAAAGUCGACGGGUCGAGAAGUAGCUUCAGCUGCAGCAACAGCAUUGUCAGUUCAGACAGUAUGGUGCUGGAUAGCUCGACGACAAUGGACUCAAGGAACCUGACUGUUAAGAACAGCGAGAGCGAAAUCGGACACAUAGACAGCGACAUUCUCGACACAACGAAACAUUCGGACAGUCCGGAGAUGGGGCAUAUCGACUCGCCUGACAACUCCGACACCUGUCACAGCGACGGGCAGAACUCAGAGAGCAUCAUCGACGAUCUCAGCUCCCUCGGACAGGAUCUUAUCAGCGCGAUGAUUGGAGAGAAGUACGACUCGGUCAGAGACUGUCUCAAGUCCGAGCAGCCCGAGAAACCACAGAAGUUCUGUAGUCUCGCGCAGUUCGUCGAGGGCAAUGACAUUGCCAGGCGAUCCUUCAAGAAACCGACACGGAACGUGAGAAAAGUCGACAAAGAGGUAAUGUUCAAACUCCAGAUAGCGGCUUCUUCUACCGAUCUGACUGAGGAUGCGUACGCCACAGGGAACGAAAACAACCCGAUAGAACUGACAACAGGGUUGAAAAACCCUGAGGAGGACAGAAUCGCGGAUCUGCUGAGCCCUGUCUGCUGUUUCACCGUCGCCUCCGACGCGACACCGAUUAGCGAAAAAUCGCCGUCCUCGUUCCCGCCUGUUAUUAGUGUGAUUGUCGACCCGCCGAGUCCAUCAAUGUCGAUAGAUCAUCACCAGGAACUCAACGCCUCGUGCAAAAUCGACCCUCGAUAUCGACGCUAUAGUGGAGGCAGCAUGGAAAAACUGAGUGUCGAACUGCCAGGCCUUGGAUGCUCGCCGCAGGCGACGAGGCGCAUAAGCAGUGGGAGUCUCCUCAAGGCCUCAGAAGUCGUUUCACUGGCCGCAAACGCUGCCAGGUUCGGCGGUUCCAGUCUCAGUCUAAGACACGAGCGUGCCAAGUCCGUCGACAAAAGCAGCGAGGACUCCAAAAAACUACCGAUCAUAAAUCCCCUGGUUCAGCUACCGAUGUGGCCGAAUGUCAGCAGAGGUGCCGGACUGAUCAGCCAAGCGCUUCUCGCCAAUGCAGACGCACUUUGCGCCGCUGUUUCCCCUCUCAUGGAUCCGGACGAGACUUUGCUGGAAGGCUACUAUGAGCGCUGUGUGAUGAACAACUACUUCGGCAUUGGUAUAGACGCUAAAAUAAGUCUAGACUUUCACCACAAGCGUGAGGAACAUCCCGAGAAGUGUAGAUCUCGCGCAAAGAACUACAUGUGGUAUGGCGUUCUCGGAUCUAAACAGUGGCUGCAGAAGACUUACAAGAAUCUCGAGCAGCGUGUGCAGCUCGAAUGCGACGGGCAGAGAAUACCACUUCCCUCGCUGCAAGGCAUCGUAGUUCUAAACAUACCGAGUUUUAUGGGAGGGACGAAUUUCUGGGGUGGUACCAAGGAGGGUGAUCUUUUCCUGGCACCGUCCUUUGAUGACAGGAUACUCGAGGUCGUCGCUGUCUUCGGAUCCGUACAAAUGGCUGCCUCACGUCUGAUCAAUCUACAACAUCACAGGAUAGCGCAGUGUCAGACAGUUCAGAUAAACAUACUCGGCGAGGAAGGAGUGCCGAUUCAAGUCGACGGCGAGGCCUGGAUUCAGCCACCGGGAAUGAUCAGGAUAAUACACAAAAAUCGGAUGCAAAUGCUGUACAGAAACAGAGCACUAGAAACGUCUUUGCGAACCUGGGAGGAGAAGCAGCGAAGCUCAACCUCGACAUCGACAUCGCAGUCGACGUCGACUUUGUCGGGCGGUUCACAAACUCCGUCGUCGCAGGUGGACGCCAAGCCGUCGAACCUAAACGAGGAGGAAAUGGGCGUGCUGCUGUCGUUUAUUGAGACAGUGACGACCCUUGUCAAGUGGGUCAAGCUCCUCAUCAUCUCGCAUCCCAGUCUCGAGCCGGACUUGUAUCAAGUAGCGGCAAGGACGGCGCUCAGUUUGGAAAACGUUCAUCCUGGCGGAAAGAUUAUCCAAGGGCCAGACUUGAGGCCCGUCGUCACGGAGCUCGUUUCUAGCGCUCGACAGCUUUACGAAGACUCUUGUGAGCUGCUCAGGGACAAAGCGCAUAAUUUGAGACUGAGAGAAGACUUGGAGAGCAAAUUGUCUGCUUCAUUGGCUGGCAUGGAACAAGAACUGAGGAAAUGUGUCUUUGACGAAUCUGGCACAGGUCUCGUGUACCUUCAUCAUCUGCAGGCUGACGAACAGGGUGAUAAAAAGAAUCGUCACCGAGGAUUGUUCUGGUUAAAGUUUCGCCGGACAGGAUGGGGUUCGGGAAAUCAUCCCGGCGGGUCGGCGCCGGCUCGCGAUCAAGCGACAACUUGGAACGUGCCCGAGGUUUGCUCGUGGCUGGAGAGUCUUCAGCUUGGCGAAUAUGCUGAGAAUUUUAUGUCGCACGACAUCAGAGGUAAGGAAUUGCUCACCUUGGCCAGAAGGGAUCUCAAAGAGCUCGGCAUUACCAAAGUCGGACACGUCAAGCGAAUUCUACAGGCCAUCAACGACCUUAAUAAUUAGUAGAUUUCGGUAUUGUCGUCGUCGUCGUCAUACUCGAUUUGUCUCGUACUUGGCGAUCGAAUCAGGAACUAACGAAUAAACUGAGGAUCUCUUAGUUGGAGUGGAAACAUUUAUUACGAUCGUGACGAAAUUCGAAGUGUUAAAUCGAGAAAAAGAGGAACUUGCAAUCACGAAAACAAAAUACCAAAGAUAAGAUGAUGGAAAAGAUGAGACAAAGAAGUAGAAAAAGGAAACCGCUACUUUUCUUUCUAAUAAAUGGGAAAUAUUAUUAGUAUUUUCCGACGUGGGAACCAAAGAAACAAAAAAUGGAAAGGAGCCAAAAAAAAAAAAAAACCGACAGGUAUUUAUUUUAAGCACUAUAUAUUUAAGCUAAUAUAUAAUAAUGAUUAUGAUCAUAGUCAAAGAAGGAAAGGAUAAAGGGAAAUUCGUAUGCCUAUGAUCUUGAACUCUCUUCUUCGAUAAUGAUUUACAUAUUUUACCUCGCUUACCAUUCCUAUUAAGUUCAAUCAAUAACGACGACGACGACAAAAGUGAGUACGGCAUUUAAGCGUGAAAAUGAAGAGAAAAAAAGACAUUGUUGAUCGAACAAUUCACUUUUCCACACUUUGCCGUGUGACACUAUCUUUUUUAUUUUGCAACUACAAUGGAAAAAAUUUGCAAAAACCGUACAAAAGAUAUCAGAAAGUUCUUUAGAGCAAUUCCUGCUGGAAUCUGGCAGUGAAGAAGUCGAAGACAAACGCAUUGUUCCCUUCGAGUAAAAAUCGUAUUUGCGGAGAAGAAGAAGGAUUGAAGAAGAAGAAGAUGAUGAUAAAAAUACAAAAAAACUUCUAUCAUACAGAUUUAAAUGAAUAUAAUAUUAGACUAAGUGUGUGCAAUCUCAAUUUAUGAAGAUGAUAAAAUACGCGUCGAAACAGUAGUAACAAAAAUAAAAAAAUUAACAUUGAUCUCAUUCUCUAUUUAUAAUAUUAAAUAUAUAUACGUAUAAUAAUCAGACGAACGAAUCUCUUUCGAUAUCGAUAUCAUUCUUCCACCCGCGUUAUUGUUUUCUCUUUAUAUUUUGUUUCUCUAUUGAAUAUGAGAUAACGCGUACCAAUAUCACAAUAUUCGAAGCUCACAAAUGGUAUCGUAAGAACUGAGAGACGACGAAGUGUGAGACAGCGAUAAUGAGAAAGCAAAAAACUAAUCAUAAAGUAAAUUAAUAUUACGUAAUGUACGCUAAACCUUGAAUCUUCCCGACUUCUACAAUGUUAUAUAGAUAAAAUGUAAUAUUUACAAACCUAUACCUACAUUGUGAACUGUUUUUAAUUGCUACAGAGUGCAAGGAAUUUGUAGCGAUUAGCUACGAAUACCUGCGUCACACGCGUACCAGUCCCU